Hemibagrus wyckioides is the source of this 4054-nucleotide messenger RNA. It is a transcript of the gene pprc1, whose product is annotated as PPARG related coactivator 1. The record is from RefSeq and is a predicted model, not a curated record. The transcript has 13 exons. The coding region runs from base 71 to 3673 and encodes 1200 amino acids. Gene Ontology annotation, cellular component: nucleus. Gene Ontology annotation, molecular function: transcription factor binding; RNA binding. Gene Ontology annotation, biological process: positive regulation of transcription by RNA polymerase II. NCBI's taxonomy places the organism in Eukaryota, Metazoa, Chordata, Actinopteri, Siluriformes, Bagridae.
CCACGUGUGUCCGGGCCGGCGCGUGAGUCACAGCAGUUUGAUUCACAUUUUCACAGAGUGGAGUUGCAAGAUGGCGGCCCGCUGGGGAACCGGUGAGGAGAUGUUAACAGCCUGUAAACUAGAAUAUUUCUCAUCAACGACUCUUGACGAGUCAGAACUACUACAGGAAGGUCUGUGCAGUCUGCAGCACCAUGGUCUGGACACUGGAGAUGCACUUGAAGCUCUACAUGGCUGUUUGGAUCCAACCAUUCUGUCAAUAUUUGAAGAUGCUACAAACGGAGAGGUUAAAACUGGUGUUGAUGAAGAAAGUGAGGCAACACUGCUCACAGCUCUCACGGAAAUACUUGACAAUGUAGAUGAUGAAAACUUAUCUCCUUUUGACACUCUACCUGACAUGGAACUUUUGCAAGGACAGAAGGCCCAUAAAGACCAUGAGCACUUACCUAGACAUGAUGGUGGUGAAGAUGAUGCUGCUUUUUUUUCUGAACUUGUACAAGAAUUGGAUGUUUCAUCUGAAUUAGACUGGUGCCUUCCCAUUUCCCUGGAGCAGGAUGGUGAGACUGUGUCUGUUACUCUGAGUGAUUUGGUCAAGCACAUGCACCCGUAUGCCAUGACUUUGUGUGUAGAAGGGGAGGAGCAGCUCCUGCCUGAAGAAGGAAUCAUUUUAGAGGUAAUGGAUAAAGGAGAACACGGAGAACCUAUUCUUGCUAUCCCAGACCUGAGCUUUCCCCUAUCUCUGGAUAGUUUAGAAGAUGAACAGAGUGUUCCAGAAAGCAGCCCAGAAAAGGUUACGAGUAAACAUGAGGGCACUCCAUCAGAGGCAGCCCUCUCUAAGGUUUUACUAGUCAGUGAUAACAAAGUGGAGAAUGUGAAAAUUAAACACUCUCGGAAAGAGUCAUCUGAAAAAAGACUCUCAAAAAAGAAAAAGAAAUGGAAAACUGAAAAACCUAAACCUGUUGAAGGAAGAGUGUUAAGGAGCAUGUCGCCUAAGGAAGCAGUUGAGGAACUGAAUAAGGAAGUGGAAGAACAGAAGAGGAAGAAAAAGGUUACAUUUGCACCUGCACUUACUGUAGAUGAGAAUAAGAAGUGUCAAGUUAAAUCAGAAGUUAAGACAAGUGAGGUACAGGAAAUUCCUUCUUCCACUGUAACUACCACAGCAAAUCAGGCAUUAAAUCAAGUCUGUACAGAUGUCAAAAAAUCACAACACUUGCAUGUCCCUGUGGAAAAAGCCACACCUAGUGAAUCACUUAGUGAUGAAUGUAGAGAAACUGCUCUGCCUUUAGAGCAGCAGCCUGGAGUCAGCCAGUCAAGUGAACCCAAGCAGAAAUCACUGAGUUUAGAACAGUACCGUCGUCUUCGCCAGCAGAAGAAACUGUCUCCUCCGGAGAAGGUAUGUGACAACAGCACUAAAUGGCCUAGUUUACCCGAAGCACCCAAGGAACUUCCUCCAAUCCCCUGCCUACCUGACCCCAGUGCUAAAGACCCACGUCGUGCAGCCCCCUCUCCUGUGAAAAAGGAGUUUGUCCCUGAAGUCAUGCCUGCCUGGCAGCCCAGGGGCCCUGGGGCACCCCCAACUCCUCAGGCUUUGUUGGUUCCACCAGCAUCCAUGUUGGCUGCAUCUAAAAAAACAGAGUCCUGUAAGUCCGUUUCUUCAGCUCCCACAAGACCCGCAGAAAAUUUAGCCACGUCCACAAGCUCCUCCACCCAGACUUCUCCCUUCAAACCACCUGUUCCAUCCCAUGUACCAGAGAACACUAUUCCCAACAAGGAAUCUUGGGCUGCUAAGCUGGCUUCAGCUGAAAUUACUCCACCACUAUCAAUGGCCACUACAGUUAGAGAAACUCAGCAUCACCAUGCAGCUGAGCAGGCAAAAUGUUUACAAAAUACCCCCUCUACUUCUCAUCAGGCCACAGUGAGUCAAUUAUCAACCCUCUCUAAGGAUCAAGAAAUCUCCCAAACUCAAGUUGUGCCUGAAAUCACGAUCACUACAAAACCUGAUGCCCCUAAUGCUUCUGAGCCUAAACCAGCAAAGCCCACUCAGUCAGUCAGCGCUACCAAGCCUACAACCGGGUCCCAGCGUCACGUUGCACCCAUAGCGCUUCAGCCUUUCUCAUCCGCUCCAAUUCAGGCCAGAAUUAUGAAGCUGGCAGAGCAGAUGAGGAUGGCUUCUGCAGCAGCAUCUAAAGCAAAGAACCCUACUACAGAGCUUAUAGAGUCCUUCACCAGUGAAAUUGGUAUUGAGGCCUCUGACCUCACCAGCCUUUUGGAGCGCUUUGAAGAGACUCAGACCAAAGAGGAACAGAAUGUGCCAGAGGUCUGUGGUAGAGCAGCUGCUGUAGGAAACUCCAGUGCGGAGAAACAUACAGAAACCACAGUGCUCAAAAAAGCUUGCAGUCCUGAUCUGGGUAGCACAGCAGGCCUUACUCCACCAGCCACACCUCCUCACCAGAUGUGGAAGCCCUUGGCACCAGUUGCGCUAUUAGGAAAGCCAAGCAAGUCAGAAAUGGCCAAAUCAACUCCAACUAAGGCCAUUCAAAUAGAACCACUGCCUUUACGUGCAAGCAAGAUCCAAAGCAAGCCCCAGACUUCUGUUACUCUUGGACAGAUCCAGCCUUUUUCUCUAGACCAUGAUUACUGUCUCCAUUCAAAGGAACCUUCCCAGAAUGAGCUGGGCAAUCUCUGUUCUGCCAAGCAACAACCGAGCAUCAUAAAGUCUACCGAGUUGCCAUCUGCAAAUAGCAAGACCUCUUCAGAGACUGUAUCUAAACUCCCUUCUACCACCUCCACUAAAGAAAGCUUUCAGGAAAAUGUCAAAUCUCAGACCGUUGUAUGCGAGAGGAAGGCCUUGACCACCACAGGCAUAGUGACUCCGGAUGCUUCUCCAGACAGACUGGAUUCAGAGAGAUAUUCAGAUCGUUCCCCCAGCCCAUGCCACCAAAAGAGAGGACGCACACAGAGAAAAUACAGAACCCGGUUACCUAGCAGAUCUAGAUCCACAUCAAGCAGUUCAGGAUCUUCUGUAUCAAGCUCUCCACCCAGGAAAAGAUAUCGAUCUCGCAGCACAUCUAGAUCUCCUUCAAGUUAUCGCACCCACUCCCGCUCACCAUCUCCUCGUCAGCGCAGAUACUCGUAUUCCAGCUCUGAUUCUUGGAGUCGAAGUCGUUCUCGCUCCCGAUCACAUUCUCGGUCUCCCUCUCACAGGUCUCACCAUUGGGGGACACGUCGCAGCCCUAACCAUAGAUCUAACUACUGCUAUGAUGUAAGACACCAUAAUGAAGAAGUAAGAAAACGCAAGGAGAAAGCUAUUGAGGAGCGCAGAGUAGUUUAUAUUGGACGCAUUCAUGGAAGCAUGACCCGUAAGGAGCUGAAGGAGCGCUUCUCUUACUUUGGGGAGAUUGAGGAAUGCACUGUACACUUUAGAGAGCAUGGAGAUAACUACGGCUUUGUCACAUACUACAACAAAAAGGAUGCGUUUAAUGCUAUUGAGAAUGGAAGCAAGCUGCGGCAGCCAAAUGAACUUCCAUUCGACUUGUGCUUUGGAGGCAGGAGACAGUUUUGUAGGACAAGUUAUGCUGAUCUGGAUUCAAAUGAUCCAAUGCCUGCGAAAGCCAGGGUUAAUGCACUAGACUUUGACACUUUACUUAAGCAAGCUCAGAGAAACUUGAAAAGGUAACACUUGAGGAAAAGAGGAAGACUGCAAUCACAUGUAUUACCUCAGUGCUACGCACAAACCUUCCAAGUGCUGCCAUUUAGUUAGUCAUUUUCUUUGUUUUUUCUCAUUUGUAUAUUGUUUGUUUGUUUUUUUCCUUCUACAAGCUUACACCUUCUAUUGAAGUGAAGAUUUGUAUGAAAAAUUAAAAGUGGAAAAAAAUGGAAUAACAUAAGUAUGUAAUGAAAUAUCAUGAUUUUUUAAAAUAAAGAAUUUAUUUAAAUGUUUAAGCUAAAAUGUUAGAUGCAUUUUAAGAACUGAGUUGAACAAGCCUAAUGCUGAGGAGAUGGAUUUACAUUGCUGAAAUGUAGCUCAGUCCAAAUAAACCCAUACAAGAACUUUCAU